AAAUGAAAUUGCUCACCCUCAUCGCUCUGAUCUUCAUGGUAACAGCCAACGAUAUAGUUGUCAUUCCAGAAAAUAUCAAAAAAAUAUUGAAUCAAAGUCCUGAAAUAAAAAAAUCUUAGAUUGCAAAGAAACUCUUAGAGAACGAGAAACCAUUCGAGAGACUUCAAGAUUUAAAUCAGGUUUUAGAUUAAAGUAUGACUUUUUAAACAUUUAGGUGAUCAUAUUAAAAAUUCCAUAUAAUUUAUCAAAGUGGCCCAGAACACCUAAAACACCUCCAGCUCCAAUUAUACCUACCCUAAUUAAACAUAUAACUAUACUUACACUAAUUAUUCUUAGCCUACCAGCCCUUAUGUAUACAGUAAUCAGAGUAAUGGAUCAAAUUCUACAAAUUAGACAAAUUCCACAUAUUCAAAUAAUUAUUACUAUAAUACUUCAUAUCCAGUUUAAAACACUAGUGUCAAUAAUUAUGUGACCUAAAGCUCUACCAAUAGUACUAGCAUAACCUGCCAAGUCGGAUAUUAUUUAUAAAACACUGACUGUUUAUCUUGUAUGGCUAAUUGUGCCAUUUGUAGUUCAGCUUAUGUCUGUGACUCUUGCUUCUAAGGCUAUUCAUUAUUUACAACUGGUUGUUAAUUGAACAACACUUAGAAUUCCACCAGUAAUUCAUCAGUAAUUUUUGAUACUUCAACUGGUACUAACAUUACAAACUACAAUAAUACAUCUUAUAACACCACUGAUAAUACAUAUGAUAACUCAACAUCAUAUAAUAAUACCAACUAAACAUAUUAGAAUUAGACCUAUAAUAACUAAACAUACCACAAUUAUUCAGAUAUAUCAAGAAUAAGAGAAAGAUUUAAUUAAUCAAGAGUUCAUCUGAAAUUAAGAGAUAACCUCAAUAGAAAAGGUAUUACAAACCUGACUUAAAUAAUUUCUUAUUACAACCAAUCCAGUCACUAAUACAAUAAAAUAGUUCUUUUCAAUGAAGCUACAACUGGCACAAAGUAAGUUGGUAAUUAAUACUAUUUCUAUCAAAACAAUAGUUUGGUAGUCUUGAAUUAAGAAUUUGAUACUAAUGGAAAUAUUAUUUAUAGAUCUAUCAAUUAUGAUUUCUCAAUUUAUGUUUAAAAAGAAUAAGGUUCUCUGAAUUAAGACCAAAAUAAAGAAAUCUAUGGUACUAUUGUGUAUGGAAAUGAUAACUUCAAUGCAACCUACAAUAAAGAUAUCGAAGUACAAGGAUAAGAACAUUCAUCCAAUUUUGAAAUGGACUAAUAAUCUACUGGAUAGGCCAAUUAUAAUAGGAAUUCAAGCGAGGCUUCUGUUUCUUAUCAUAAUAAUUCUUUUGGAUACUAAUAGAAUUAUUAAAGCAAUUAUAAUUACAAUCAAACAAGUGAUGUCUAAUCUUAUUCAAAUUCUAAUAGCCAAUUUGAAAAUUAAUUUAAUUAUUCAAGAUAUGCAAACUUUGACUAACAUUAUUCAAAUUCUAGCUCAUCCUAUUCCAAUAAUGCUUCAUCAUAUAGUUAUAACGAUGAAUAUUCAUACUUAAAUGGAUCAGGAUAUGAAAAGGAAAACUCCUAGGAGUCAAAUUCAUAAGCAAAUGGUUAGAGUGCAAGUGUAAAUUAUCACGGAGAUAAAUAAUCAUAUUCAUCGAAUUCUAGCUCAAACGAUUUUAAGGAUUCUUCACUAAAUGGUGUAUUUACUUAAAAUUACUCUUUGGCCAAUUAAACAGAAUUCUAAUAUAAUGCAAAUAGUAGCUCAACCGAUUAUUAAAGUGAUUGGUAUAGUUACUCAUAGUCUGCUUCUUCUAAUCAAUACAAAAACAUAGAUUCAACAGAAGUGUAAAACAAUGGUGACCUCUAUAAUGUUUCUGACAUUUAUGGAUACAAGUCUAAUAGUAAUUAUAACUCAGAUUAUGGAUAUCAAAGUGAUUUAAGUACCUUAGAGUCUGUUGACGCUCACUCUGUUUAAGUCACCAAUGAUAAUGCCACUAUAACCAAAGUUAAUGCUACAAUCAGUUAAUACAACUCUUCAAAUACGAAUUAUCAUGGAUAUCCUCAAUAUAAUGAAUCAUAAGCAUCAAGAGAUGUCAAUCUUACAGUUACUGAUAAUAAACAAUAAUUUAAUUAAUUGAGAGGAUCAAAGAAAUUGGCUACAGGUUCAUGGUCAGAAGUUAACCAAAGAGAGUUUGCUAGCUCUAAUGCAUAAAUAAUCGAAGAAGCUAGAUUGGCAAUCAGCAAGAAAUUCUAACCUGAGGAAGAAGGCUACUAAUUUGAUUCAAUCUUAAGCAUUAAAGAAUAGAUUGUUGCUGGAAUCAACUAUAAUAUCAAAUUAAGAUAUUUGAAUUCUAAUUCCAAUUCAAUCAUUUAUGAAGUUGUACUUUACACAAUGUAAUUUUAUAUUCAUUAUUUUUUAGACCUUGGGCUAAUCAACCAAACUAAAUCGUCAGUUGUUCCAGAUUUGAUUAAGCAGAAAUAUGAAUUUGAUUUAUAUUUCAUCAACAAAAUACAAAAUUCAUCCAAAUU
Molecule: messenger RNA, 2519 nt
Organism: Paramecium octaurelia
Lineage: Eukaryota; Ciliophora; Oligohymenophorea; Peniculida; Parameciidae
Source: the annotation of a GenBank genome assembly